Messenger RNA from Danio aesculapii, 1857 nucleotides. RefSeq names its product methyltransferase like 24 (gene mettl24). The coding region runs from base 133 to 1137 and encodes 334 amino acids. The transcript has 6 exons. Lineage: Eukaryota; Metazoa; Chordata; Actinopteri; Cypriniformes; Danionidae. The record is from RefSeq and is a predicted model, not a curated record.
CACUGGAGGAGCAGCGGCGGCUGGAGGACAUGUUUCCAGAAGCAGAGAAACUGAACACAAGACCACAGGACUGAAUGAACACACACACAUGGAGAACAGAAGAGCAGGAUCUACAGCGGAUGACGGAGAUGUAUGGUGACGGAUGGAGACGGUAGCAGAAUGUGCUCCUAUAUGAAGAGGAUGAGGACGAGGAAGAGUCUCCUGCUGCGUGUGUGUGGGUUGCUGACUCUGCUGUGCGUGUGCGUGAGUCUGACGGCCUGGAGCAGCACACACACACUCCACCAACACACAGCAGAGCGCAGGAAUCAGGAGGAGAGUGACCUGAAGAGCACAUCUACCUGCUGCUCACCACACAAACAACACAGACCCGUGCUGCGGUGGAGGAUUGAUCUGGAGCCGUGGGCCAAUGGGACGCCUGCUUUACAGGAGGAGGCGCAGCGAUUCCUCUCAUACAUCUCCACACCACAGGUGUCAUGUGAUGCACACAGAGAGGGUUAUGGGCCGUGGACUCUGUGUUUGGACCAGAGGUUCAGUCUGGCUCAGCGGAUCCGAUCCAAACACUGCCGCGUCUACUCACUCAGGCUGGGCUCAUCUUCAGCUGAUGUUGUGGAGCGUGCUCUGGCCUCGUCCGGCUGUGACGUCCACUGUUUCGACCCCAGCAUCAGCUCCGCUCACCUGCAGCAGCAGCAGCACCUGUGGCUGCAUCGCCUCUCAGUGGACUGGAGAGACCCCAAUCCUGCCGUCCCCCCACACAGAGCGCACAGCAACAGCAGGAAGCUCAAGAACAUCCUCAACCACUUCGGCCACAGACAGGUGGACGUGCUGAAGGUGGACGUGGCGGGAGCAGAGUGGGCUCUUCUGGAGAAUCUGAUCCUGGAUCAGGUGCUAGAGGUGGUGGGCGUCCUCCUGCUGGAGCUGCACCUGCACUGGCCCGGGUUCGAGGUGGGCGGGGACGAGCCGGCGGUGCUGCGCUAUUGGUUCAGCCUGAUGCGGGAGCUUGAGCGCGCUCACUUCCGCCUCUACCACAGCUUCAGCGACCCCAGCAAACCACACAUCAUCCUGCACCGAAACCUCCAGAACGCCAGUGGAUCCUUCAGCCUGGGCUGGGUCAACACUCGCUUCCAGCCGCAGGAAUGAGCAGAACACACUGCAUUCAAGAGGUUUUUUAAUAGUCGAUGAUUGAUGCAAUCUCAGUUGUAACAUAAAGAGGGGGCAGGGCAUUGAGUAGCUCCUCCCACUUUAUGUAAACAAUCCAAUAUGUAUAGAUAUAUAUAUAUAUAUAUAUUGUUUAUACAUUCAGUUUAUACAUUCAGUCAUUAUAAUACAUUCAGUUAAAUAGACUCAAGCAUUCAUUCAGUUGUUGAAGCAUGAAAACAAGAUGAAAGACUGUUUAAACACAAGCGCCAUCAGGAUCAGCAGGCGAAAACAAAAACUCUAUUGAAAAUACUGGGGUUAAUUAAAAUAUCAUAUUUUGAAGACAUGGCAGGGGAAUAAAAUGUAAUGCAGAGCUUCUUCUCCGGUCUGAAAGCCACUUUAUAUUGUAUAUCUAUCAGGCAGUGAAGGUCACAGAUUUUUAAAGAAAACAGACCUUAAUUGUGGAGAUAUUAUAAUGGAAAGACAUGGAGAGGCUGGCUGGCUGAAAGUAAAAGUCUGUGUGCAUAUACACCAUUAACCAAACUGAACUUUCCUUUUUCUAAAAGCAUCAGGAGAAAAUCGUAUAAAUCACAGGCUAUAAUGUCUCUAUGAUCUAUUUAGGCUUAAGAUGUUUUUGAGAAAAGCAGCACAGGAUUGUUGUAUAAUCAUAUUUUUAUUACAGUAUUUAUUUUACAGAACUUUCAGAAUGGUAAUGGCUGAACU